Ichthyophthirius multifiliis is the source of this 708-nucleotide messenger RNA. Its product is annotated as zinc finger protein, putative. The record is from RefSeq and is a predicted model, not a curated record. Gene Ontology annotation, cellular component: nucleoplasm. The transcript has a single exon. NCBI's taxonomy places the organism in Eukaryota, Ciliophora, Oligohymenophorea, Hymenostomatida.
AUGAAAUUUCUAAAAAAAAAAACAAAAAUAUAGACUAUAGAUAGAGACAUAUAGCAUUUAGAUAAUCUAAGAAUUAUCCAAUAAGAACACAUAAUAAGGCGAUAACGUUUAGAAGAUCAAAUAGCAGAAGAAAACCGUCGAAUAAGUUACUAACAAAUAACUGGCCGAAUAAACAGUUAACAAUAUACAAGAAAUCAAUAAUUUAUUUCUCUAUCUUCUUUAUAUUCAGAAUCAGAAGAAGAAAAUGAAAAUGAAAUUGAAGAAGAAUAAAAAACUGAAAAUAAUAUAUAAAAUUACGAAAAUAAUAAUUUUAAUUUACUAUACGAAAACAACCGAAAUUCAGCAUUUGAUAGAUUACGAGGAUUCGUAGAAUUAUUAAAUUAAUAAUUAAAUAAUAUAUAUAAUACUCAAGGAUCUUCUGAAAAUAUAGAAAUAUUAGCUAAUAUGGUAAAUGUAAUGUAAAGAUUAAUUGGAAAUAAGAAAGUUUUGGAAGAACACCUUAAUGCCUUUCCGGUUAUUUAGAUUUAAAAUAUUAUAUAAGUUUAGGAAAAUUGCUCUAUUUGUCUAGAAGAUUGGAAAACGGGAGAUCAUGCGAAGAUUUUAGGCUGUAUGCAUAAAUUUCAUUCGGAUUGUAUUGAUUCUUGGCUUAAAUAAAAGUUUGUAUGUCCAAAUUGUAAGUUGGAUUAAUUUUAGUUUUUUUAAAAUUGA